This is a messenger RNA of Verticillium alfalfae VaMs.102, 2340 nucleotides long. Its product is annotated as protein kinase domain-containing protein. Bases 1 to 2340 code for a protein of 779 amino acids. Lineage: Eukaryota; Fungi; Ascomycota; Sordariomycetes; Glomerellales; Plectosphaerellaceae. The transcript has a single exon. Gene Ontology annotation, cellular component: cytoplasm. The record is from RefSeq and is a predicted model, not a curated record. Gene Ontology annotation, biological process: signal transduction; protein phosphorylation. Gene Ontology annotation, molecular function: protein kinase activity; ATP binding.
AUGCUGACCCUUCGCAGGAGAUCAUCAACUACCCCACUGUUCGACAGGUGCAACACCUCGGAUGCCAGAGGAUUAGGGAGCGAGACAUCAAUUUCGACUCGCACAUGUCCGGCUUCGUUUACAAAGUCAGUGUUGGCCAAGAGGUCCUUAUCAAGAAGGAAAUCCCGGGACCCCGACACCAUCGACGAGUUCCUGUAUGAGAUCAAUGCGCUUAAUCGACUUCGCUACUCGAGGAACGUCAUAUCUUUCUUUGGCGUAGUCGUGGACGAUCAUGACGAACACGUCAAAGGUCUCCUCAUCAGCUUUGCUGGGCAAGGGGCACUCAUCGACCUUCUGUACGACAAUCGGCAGGACUCCGAACUUGGAACGCCUUGGCUGAUGCGAGAGCGAUGGGCAAGACAGAUUGUUGAGGGUCUCUCUGACAUUCACGAAUCAGGUUUCGUACAGGGUGACUUUACCCUCUCGAACAUUGUCAUUGACGAUCAAGGCGAUGCCAAGAUCAUAGACAUCAACAGACGAGGGUGUCCCGUGGGUUGGGAACCUCCAGAAGCAACGCCACUUAUCGAGAGUGGCCAGCGGAUCUCGAUGUACAUCGGUGUCAAAUCGGAUCUGUACCAGCUCGGCAUGGUUCUAUGGGCCCUAGCUACGCAAGAAGACGAGCCUGAGGCUCAUGGGCGCCCCCUCAUCCUAGAACACGACGUUGACGUCCCCGGCUGGUACCGCCAACUUGUUGGAUUCUGCUUGAGUGAUGAUCCUCGACACCGACUGCAGGCUGCGUCUCUUCUCACUCUAUUCCCUGAAUCCGUUGUCAGCCCUGACACCGGAACGAAUCUUCCCUCAAUCUCGGUGGACGAUGGGUACUCCAUGAAAGAGUAUUUCGUAGCCGACGAGAACGGCCAACCACGCGUCAAGACUGUUGCGCAGCCAAGCGACUGGUCAUACGUGAAUCGGGGCCAAGCAGCAGGGUACUCGCAGGAUCCGUACUACUACACAAGAGGACGCUCACCCCCGAGUCCUCUCCCGAGUCACCACGGUCAAUUUGACGCCUUUUACAAAGGCUCCCAAGUCUCGGGCUGGGCUGGCGCUCGGAACAUCGCGCCCUCAUACAGCGACGUGGGGGCAGAUGAGAUGAUUAGAGGUCGAAGCAUCACCCCGAGAACAAGUAAAGAUUCUCUUACAGGAGAAAGUCACAUGGAGUCUCGAGGUCGAGUUACGCUUGAUGACGUGUUUGAGAGAAGUGAGGAGCCAUACCCGAUGGCCCCGGCCUCACAGGGACUGCGACAGGAUUCCACCAGCUUGAUCCCGGAUGUCAAGGAUGACCUUGAUGCUGCAGUGACACCCACUCCAAACACACCCGUGAAGGAGGAUCAGAAUGUUUUGAACGACGACACUGUCCUGCUGUCUACGGUUCGGAUGCUACACGCCAACGACGAGAACCAGUUGGUGGAGGUUUCCAAUCAACUCGAGGAAACUGCUCAAGGUGGAAUAUGUGCAGUAACAGAAAAGCCCACAGAGACAGACAGCGAGGCAGAGGCCGGGACCAACAGUCACCGGGUACUCAAGUCCGAGGACUCCUCAAGUGUUGCGGAAACAAGCCUAACCACUGUAGCGGACACUCCAGGUUCGGGCCCACAGGCGAUGCAUAGCACUCCACUCAAGCUUCCCACUCAAGUAGAGCAACCAAGCCCGAACCCUGAAAGCAGCAGCGCAGGAAUCGACAUGACGCAAUGCCACUCCGUGCUCGAGGAAACGGGCCUCGAAGGAGCAGAGAACGAGGCACAGAUCAGGUUUGAUGAAACGCCGCCACUCACCAACCAGACCGCGCCUUUGACUGCAGAGGACGCUCUCUCGACAGGACGGAACGAUUUCAAGGACAAAAGCCCCCCGGCCGGCGACCAUGGCGCUGGCGGGACGGAGAGAGCCCUUGCUCCACCCAGUGGAUCUAACGGGCACGCGCCGCUCAACGCAGGUUCCACAAUGGAGCAGGAUAUGCCCAUGAGGGAGGCCGGGGGCGAUGAUGAGACGGCUAAGGCGACGGGGCUUACAGUACCCAGAGGAGAGAAUGACGACAGCAACGGAGGCCUUCCUGGGACGCCUGAGGAUGCGGCAGCGGCUGAAAUCCAGCCCAAAGAGGUCUCAACAAUCUUGGAAGAAGGAGAACUCGACCAUGAAAAAAAGAGAUCUGCUCUAGCUGUGCCUCAUCCGGCAGAGGCCGUGCCGUCCUCAAAACCUCAAGUAAAGCAGACAGAAGACGAGGAGAUUACUGAUGAGAAACGCUCCGGCACGAACAUGCCGGUGGCCGAGACGACCUCGGCAAUCACGACAGAAGGACCGGUAUGA